Messenger RNA from Saimiri boliviensis boliviensis (Bolivian squirrel monkey), 2361 nucleotides. The record is from RefSeq and is a predicted model, not a curated record. Lineage: Eukaryota; Metazoa; Chordata; Mammalia; Primates; Cebidae.
GAGUGACUGGUCCUUAUCACCCCAGCUCCCUUUUCUUCCCGCUCUGUCUCCUGCCUCUUCCAGAAGUCUGUGGAACUCGGAGAGCUCAUUGAGAGCAGUCUUGCCUCUGUGACUGGGAACCUACACGGGAGGAACAGUGUCCUGGCACAGACGCGAUGCGGUGUUCCAUCAGGAAAUGCUUCAUACUCUCAGUGGGCAUUGUAUUCCUGUGGCCCUUCAUCACUUUGAAAAUCCCCAAGGAAACUGAAGACGAUCAAAAUGUGAUGACUAUCAAAGGCCAAGUAGCAAGCCUUGAGCUUCCUCAGUUUGGGAACUGGGAACGUAGGGUGGAAAUGGUGUGGACAGGCAGAUUCUUGAAAGACCCUGGGCUUUCCUUCCUCCUGUACCUUUUAACCUGAGAGCAGGAAGCUCCAAAGGGAAUGGGGGUAUGGAUCCAGGUCUAUUAGUUCUCCACAUUCGUUAAGACGAAGAAGACAGCAAAUACUGCUUGAGCCCUGGAUAUUUUAGCCAAUGGCCAAGCAUCCUGAGAAUGUGCUGGGCUCACUCUAGGGAAAAUGGUUCACUCCACUUUCCCCAGAAAAGCUUAUGGGAAGCCACUGGGGUAUAAACUUUGUUCUUUUUAUGAAAUGAUAUAUAUGUUUGCCCUUGUCAAUGCUCCAGGAGGCCAGUUAUAACAGCAGGAAGGACCCAAGACCACUAGAAGAUUGGCAGAACCUCACCUUCAAAUAUAUGGAAAAAAUCCAGAAGAGAAGAAAGAGAUGGCUGACUGUGGGGAUCUCCUCAGUGCAGCAAGGAGAUGGAAGCAGCCUCUUGUACACACUGGUCUCCCUGUUCCGUGUUUCUUCUAAGGCUGAGCAGAAACGUCUCACGGUGCUGGUCCACCUGGCAGACUCUGAUCUCACCUGGCUCAGAGAAACCGUUGCCCAUAUUUCAAGCCUCUUCAGCCCACAGAUCUUGGAAGGGCAGUUGCUACUGAUCCAUGCCCCAUCUGAUGCCUACCCGACUGUGGACAGCAUCAGGGAUGAGGCCUUUCAUGGAGAAUUCUACUCCAAGCAGAACAUAGAUCACGCCUUCCUCAUGAGCUUUGCCACAACGCUCUCUGAUUACUUCCUGUUAAUAGAGGACAAUGUCUUUAUUGCCCCCAACUUUGUCACCCACAUUUAUUCAAGGGUGGCCACCAUGAAGUCCAACCCAUGGGUGCUACUGGAGUUCUCCAAUAUGGGCUUCCUUGGCAAACUCUUCCACAGCAGGGACCUCCCACUCCUGGCCCAUUUCCUCCUCCUCUUCUACAAGGAGAAACCCCUCGACAGCCUGAUUUCUCAUUUCCGUACCCUCCUGGUCCAGGAAAGCCCAGUCCUCUGCAGACCUUUCCUCUUCUACCGCAGGGUCUCCUACGCUGCCUUUGAUCACAAGCAGAAGGCCACAGGACUUCGGAAAAUGAACGCCAUUGGUCCCGAUAACCCACCUGCAGCUGUCUUCACUGAUAUGCAGGUUUCCAAUGUGCAUUUCCCCUGGGAGGCCUACACUCUGGAUGAGUCAUUCUUUUGGACACACAACAUUAGUAUAGGAAACCACCUGACAGUGGUUCUGAACCAUCCAGCAAACCUGAGCAGGGUGCAAGUGAUGACGGGCUCCAUUGUGGAUGGGAGGUAUGCCCUGGAGAAGGGGCAGGUGGAGCUGGGCUACGAACCUGAGGGGAUGCCUCAGCACUGCACCAGCUUCGCCUUGCUGGGACAUCUUUCGGAGGGGCAGAUGGAUCAAGAGAUACUUCUGAAAGGUAUGGGGUACCACGUGAGCUGUGUGAGGCUGGUGGUGAAAGCUGGUCAGGCUGGGGGACUCAUAAUCAGGCAUAUCUACCUCUGGGAGAAAAAUGCCAAUUAGCAGCAAGUGGAUCAAUGCUGAAGACAAAUCAGUAGGGGGAUGAAAAAUUAAAAUCUUAAAGCCAUUUUGUUCUAGCCUAUUUGAGUGGCAUAGGGGAGACACAAGGGAAUUAAGGGCCAAGAGAGCGGACUGUCAGUCUUUUGGUGCCACCAAGAUGUCAGGAGACUUGUUGCUUCCUUUCUACCCAAACAGCUCACGUAGAAUAUCUUUUGCUGGGGCAGAUAUAACUUAUCCAAAUUUGGGAUGAGUUGUUGGUCACUCCUAAAAUCUUCAGAUACCUGGGAUGCUAGAUCAGCCCAAAUCAAGGCAUCUGCAUAUAUGUGUGUGCAUGCACGUGGAUGCACAUCUAUGUCCACACAUAGGCAGAGGUGGGGGUGAGGUAUGUGGUCACAGGAAGGCAGGCAGGAAAACCACAGCUGAAUCCCUAGAACUGACAUCAUAAAAAGCCACGAAAGGGACUCUCAUUGGAAGUCAAAAUCU